Molecule: messenger RNA, 1433 nt
Organism: Neolamprologus brichardi
Lineage: Eukaryota; Metazoa; Chordata; Actinopteri; Cichliformes; Cichlidae
Source: RefSeq, a predicted model, not a curated record
GAGCAUGACUUUGCACCGCGUUGACCACGUGAGCAACGCUUGGUGAUCACGUGAAGGCAUCCUGCAGUCUGUCUGCAUGCUACUUUCUCAUUCAGAUGUGUGCGUACAUGUCUGCGGUUUGUUUGGCGUCCACGUGAAGGCACUUUUUGGAAAACCGCGAGAUGAACAGCGACAACUUUAACCUGAGCGAGAAGAUUGUGUCACCUUCCUACAUCCGUCAGGGAUCGCAGGCUCGCCGUGGCCAUGAGCAACUCAUCAGACAGUUACUGGAACAAGGAAAGUGUCCCGAGGAGGGAUGGAGCGAGAGCACUGUUGAGCUCUUCCUCAGCGAGCUAGCUGUGAUGGACAGCAACAACUUCUUGGGUAACUGUGGAGUAGGAGAGAGAGAAGGCCGGGUGGCAUCCAGCCUUGUGGCAAGACGACAUUACAGGCUGAUCCACGGCAUCGGCCGGUCAGGUGACAUCGCUGCUAUUCAGCCUAAAGCUGCAGGAUCCAGUCUGCUUAACAAACUGACCAACUCAGUUGUCCUGGACGUCUUAAAGCUUGCAGGCGUCCGGAGUGUGGCCAGCUGCUUCGUGGUACCCAUGGCUACAGGGAUGAGUUUGACUCUCUGCUUUCUGACCCUUCGUCACAGGAGACCCAAAGCCCGCUACAUCAUUUGGCCUCGCAUCGACCAGAAGUCCUGUUUCAAGUCUAUGAUCACAGCAGGCUUUGAACCUGUGGUCGUGGAGAAUGUGCUCGAGGGCGAUGAGCUGCGGACAGAUUUGGAAGCAGUUGAACGCAAGAUUGAAGAGCUCGGAGCUGAAAAUAUCCUGUGUGUUCAUUCAACGACUUCUUGCUUCGCCCCACGGGUCCCUGACAGGCUUGAGGAGCUGUCAUCUCUCUGCAGCAAGCAUGACAUCCCCCACAUAGUUAACAAUGCAUAUGGUGUACAGUCGUCCAAAUGCAUGCACCUCAUUCAGCAGGGUGCUCGUGUGGGAAGAAUCGAUGCCUUUGUACAGAGCCUGGACAAGAACUUUAUGGUUCCAGUAGGUGGUGCUAUAAUUGCAGGCUUUGAUGAGUCGUUCAUACAGGAGAUAAGCAAGAUGUACCCAGGGAGAGCAUCAGCCUCACCUUCCCUCGAUGUCCUCAUUACCCUUCUCACACUGGGAGUCUGUGGCUAUAAGAAAUACUUGUCAGAAAGAAAGGAGAUUUAUUCGUUCCUGGCUGAGCAGCUGAAGAGUCUGGCUUCUGCACACGGGGAGAGGUUGCUUCACACCCCGCACAACCCCAUUUCUCUGGCCAUGUCUCUAGAUGGUCUCCAGGCCAACAGCGACAAGGCGGUGACUCAGCUAGGAUCCAUGUUGUUCACCCGACAAGUGUCAGGAGCCAGGGUGAUACCACUGGGCAAGGAGCAGACCUGUUUUAUCUGUGUGGAGUUUUCCUCCUACUAA